Yarrowia lipolytica CLIB122 is the source of this 933-nucleotide messenger RNA. RefSeq lists its product as uncharacterized. The record is from RefSeq and is a predicted model, not a curated record. Gene Ontology annotation, biological process: positive regulation of transcription by RNA polymerase II; protein phosphorylation. Gene Ontology annotation, molecular function: RNA polymerase II CTD heptapeptide repeat kinase activity; cyclin-dependent protein serine/threonine kinase activity; ATP binding. Gene Ontology annotation, cellular component: nucleus; transcription factor TFIIH holo complex; cytoplasm. NCBI's taxonomy places the organism in Eukaryota, Fungi, Ascomycota, Dipodascomycetes, Dipodascales.
AUGAACGACGCCGUCAUGGCAAAAUACACCAAGGACAAAAAGGUCGGAGAAGGAACUUUCGCCGUGGUGUACGUGGGCAAACAGGUGAAGACAGAUCGGAAAAUCGCCAUUAAGCAAAUCAAAGAAGGCGAGUUCAAGGACGGAGUGGACAUGUCGGCCAUCAGAGAAAUCAAGUUUCUGCAGGAGAUUCGCCACGCCAACGUUAUCGAGCUCAUUGACGUGUUCACAGCCGGACCCAGACUGUCCAUGGUCUUGGAGUUCCUGCCUACCGAUCUGGAAGGACUCAUCAAAGAUACAAAGAUUCUGUUCCGUCUGGGAGAUGUAAAGGCCUGGAUGCUCAUGGCCACUCGUGGACUGCACCACUGUCAUCGUCUGCAGAUUCUACACCGAGAUCUCAAACCCAAUAACUUGUUGAUCUCGCCCACUGGAGAACUGAAGAUUGCCGAUUUCGGUCUGGCUCGUCAGAUGCCCAACCCCAAGGACAAAAUGACCCCCACUGUGGUUACUCGAUGGUACCGAGCACCGGAGUUGCUGUUUGGAGCUCGAUAUUACACCCCUGCGGUUGACGUAUGGUCGUUAGGACUGAUUUUUGCAGAACUCAUGCUCAGAUUACCGUACUGUCCUGGAGAAGACGACAUAGACCAGAUCGACAAGACUUUCCGGGCGUUUGGUACACCGACAGAGGAGGAGUGGCCUGGAUUGACAUCUCUACCUGCUUACCCCAAAACUGUCAACAAGUACCCUCAUCCCUCAGUGCAGGAGCUGAAGAUGCGGUUUUCGGCAGCUACGGAAAAUGGUCUGGAGCUGUUCCAGGCCAUGACGGAACUCAACCCGGCAGAUCGAGUGUCCUGCGAGGAAGCUCUUACAGCAGACUAUUUUACUGAGUUCCCCCGACCUACAAAACUGGCAGAGCUCCCAGGCCGAACAGAGUAA